AUGGCAAAUGCCACUGGUUCGUGGCGUGUUUUUGAUGAAAUUACAUAUAAGAAAACAGAAACAAGUACAAUCGCUGAUUAUUCAUCUCAAUUUCGAGAUCCUACGAGUACAACUAGUGCAACAAUUAAACCAUAUGUUGCUAUGGCUCCAUGUGGAGGACCUAUUGCUUUUGUAUAUAAAAAGUUGGGAAUAGGACCAAAUGAUGUUAAAUAUACAAUUAUUAUACAAAAUUUACCCAAACAUAAUGUUAAACUAAAAGAAUUUGAUCGAGGUAUACUUAUACUUGUUGAUUGGACAAUUAAUGAGGAUUUAUUAUUGGUAACUGAAGAUGGUAAAUAUCAUAUUAUUGAUAUAUUUCAUUAUAAUGCAAGUAAUGAUAAAUCAAUUACACUUAGUGAGUCUGUAUCAACAAUAACCAGUGCAUGUACAUUCAAAACAAAUUCCGGAACAGGAUUAGUAGCAUUAAGAAAAAAUCAAGAAGGUUUUGUAGCUGUAAAAAAUGUUUACAUUCCAAUUAUUCAAACAAUAUCACUUGGUAGAAAUAUCUUAGUAAAUUUUAGAAAAACAAAUAAAAUAUCAGCAUGGUGUAUUAUUGAUCAUGCUGAUAUAACACUUGCUUAUGCCUAUGAAAAUAUUAUAGUAACAUGCAGUGCUAUAUCAUCACGACGAGAUUCACAAACAAUUCCUGGUAUUACUGAUACAAUAGUUAAAUUAGUAUCAAGUAGUAAUUAUAAAAAUAUUGCUAUGUUAAAAGAUAAUGGUGAUGUAUUAAUUGGAUUCAAAGAUAAUCUUGGACAACCACAAGCAUUUACAUUAAAAUAUACAAGUAGUAAUGAUAAAAAUAAAAUAACUGAUAUUGCUUGGUGUGGAUCAGAUACGGUUAUUGGAACUCGAUCAAGUUCAAAAACUUGGUUUGAUUUACUUAUUAUUAAUGGAAAACAUUCACAACCAAUGACUGAAAAAAGUCGACAAGCAAUUACCAAUGAUACUCUUUGUUAUACUUCACCUGUAUGGUUGUCGACUGAAAUCGAUGGUGUUCGAAUAAUAUCUGGUCGAACACUUGAUUUUUUUCAACGAUUACCAGAUGAAGUUUUUAAUAUUUUUGAUCUUCUAUCUACUACUCCAGGUGCGAAACUUUAUUCAGCUUAUAUGGAAUAUAAAUAUGAAAAUCAAAUGUCUGAAAUGUUACUUAAUGAAUUAAAAACAUCUGGAUCAAAAUAUGGACUUGAAGACGCUGUUAAAGAAUGUAUAUCAGCAGCAUCAAAUGAACAUGAUUCAUCUAUUCAAAAACUUUUACUUAAAGCUGCACUCUUUGGUCGUGCAUUCUUAUGUGUUAAUUUGAAUAAUCCUAAAAAUUCUAUUCGUCCAACUGUAUCAUUAAUUAAUGAUUUAUGCACAAAUGUAAUUCGUGAUUUACGUUUAAUUAAUAAUCUACAACAUAUUAAUAUUUCAAUGCCAAUUACAUAUAAAGAAUUUGAAUUGAUUGGUUCACGUGUUCUUAUUGAUCGUUUACUUCGUCGUAAUUUACAUGAAUUUGCUACAAGUAUAACAAAAUUAUUACGUAUGCCUCCUGAGGAAGGAGAAAAUCGUAUUUUAGUACAAUGGGCUGUUCAAGAACUUGUUAAUCCGUCGAAUACAAAUGAAGAAGCAAUUGCAGAUACAAUUAAGACACGUCUUUCUGGUAUACCUGGUAUACCAUUUAUUGAUAUUAUUGAAGAAGCAUUUAAAUUAAAAAAAUUUACUGUUGUUAGACGAUUACUUGAUGUUAAAAUUAGUUUAAGUGCUCAAAUUGAUAUAUUAUUAAAGUUAAAUGAUAAAGAAGAAGCUUUACAAAAAGCACUUUCUUGUGGUGAUACUGAUUUAGCUCUUUUUGUUCUUAUGCGUAUUAAAUCAAGUGAACCUUUAAGCGAUUAUAUGCUUCGAUUACAACGAUUGAAAUCCUUACCAUUAAAAUUGCAUUUACAAUGCUUGGAAGAACUUGAACGAAAUAAUUUUCAUUCUGAAUUAAUUAAACGAAAUCCUGAUGAACGAGAACGUAUUGCUUAUUCACAUAUUAUUCAACGAUUUACAACUGCACUUAUGAGAAGAGAUGAAGAAAUACGAUCCCAAGUCAUGACUAUAUCAUUAGACAGUUCAGAGACUCUUGAUUUGCCAACAAUGACAGACGAUUCGGAUGAUGAGAAUUAUGAUGAUGAUAAUGAUGUGCAAGUUCCAGAUUCUGUUAUUAAAACUGACGAACAGAAAAGUAUUGAUGAUAAUUUAAGUGGUAUUCGUCAAAAAACAUUAGAAUUCGAUCAAAACCAAAUCAAAGGAAUUCAAUUUGCAAAUGCAGGCGAUAGAAAUUUGAAGAUUGUGAAUAAUCAUGCAAUCAAUUCGACUACAUGUAGUAUCACUUGA
Rotaria sp. Silwood2 is the source of this 2397-nucleotide messenger RNA. NCBI's taxonomy places the organism in Eukaryota, Metazoa, Rotifera, Eurotatoria, Philodinida, Philodinidae. The record is from the annotation of a GenBank genome assembly.